Molecule: messenger RNA, 3377 nt
Organism: Athalia rosae (coleseed sawfly)
Lineage: Eukaryota; Metazoa; Arthropoda; Insecta; Hymenoptera; Athaliidae
Exons: 16
Coding region: 146-2557 (803 amino acids)
Molecular function (GO): serine-type endopeptidase inhibitor activity
Source: RefSeq, a predicted model, not a curated record
UAAAAAGUGGUGGGAAUCGAUAAUUUUACUGUUAUUACUACGAACAACAAAACUCGUGUACUCUACCGACUACUGAAGAACGAGUUACCGUAUUCCCGUCAGAGCUUCAGUUUAGAUCUUGAAAUCCAACUGAACCGAUCUCAAGAUGAGGACUCUUGCGAUGUUUUCUCUCGUAAUUGCGUUAGCAAUUAGCGCUAGAACUAUGGCUGACGAAGCGGAAGUAACUCCUCUUCAAACCAUAGCUCGAACCACUUCCGCGUUUGCUGCUAAAUUUUUGAAGGAUGUAAUAAGCGACAAUCCCGGCAACUUGAUCUGCUCUCCGUUGAGCUUACAAACUCUUCUGACCAUGGCUGCUUAUGGAGCCAGAGGAGAUACCGCGGAUGAAAUGCGGGGAGUUCUCAGUCUGCCCGAGGACGACCAGCUUGGCCAGGAUGGCUACAAGGCUCUCAUCGAAACGUUGAAGAGCAUAGAAAAUGUUACGGUUGAUCUGGCCAAUAAGAUGUACCUUGCGGAAAAACUUCCUGUAACACCUGAAUACAAGGCCAUUACCGCCAAUUAUUUUCUGUCAGAAAGCCAAUCACUCAAUUUCACUAAUGCGCAGGUUGCCGCAGAUACGAUAAACGCAUGGUGCGAAGAAAAAACCCACCACCGAAUUAAGAAGUUGAUAGAUCCAGUUAUCCUCAAUGAAGACACAGCAAUGGUUCUUCUCAACGCAGUUUACUUCAAAGGUGAUUGGCAGACAAAAUUUAAUCCAGAAGACACUCAAGACAGACCUUUCCACGUUGAUGGAGGUACCACAAAGAACGUACCAACAAUGUACAUAAAGCACAGGUUCCAAUUGGCUGAUAUUCCUACUCUGGACGCCAGAAUCAUCGAGCUACCAUACAAAAAUGACGAAUUGAGCAUGGUGAUAAUUUUGCCAAAUGAACCUAAUGGGCUGCAAAAGAUUGUCGCCGAUUUUGAUAAAGUAAACGUAUCUCAACUUCUGGAUGGCUACGGCUACAGAGAAGUCAAAUUAUACCUCCCAAAGUUUAAGAUUGAAAGUACUUUACCUCUCGAACAUCAACUGCAACGGUUAGGAAUGAGAAGCAUGUUCGGACCACUAGCAAACUUCAGUGGUAUCACUGACCUACCACUUACAGUUAGUAAUGUUUUUCAAAAAGCAUUUAUUGAAGUUAACGAAGAAGGUAGUGAAGCGGCUGCCGUUACAGCCUUGGUAUUCGGUAUUACAUCCGUCGGUAUUCGACCGCAGACACCAAUAUUCGAUGCGAACCGACCCUUCCUCUAUUUAAUUCGACAUUGUGCUACGGACACACCAUUGUUCAGUGGAACAGUUUCGAGCCCUUCGGUUCUUCGAAUAACUAUUAUUCCUUGUAACGCUGCAAUCCACACCAAUAACAUGGCGGAACACGCUGGACUCAAAGCGGUAGCAGAAUCCACUGGCAAAUUUGCUAACGACUUUUUGAAGAUUGUUAGCAAUGAUGUUCACCAGAACUUAAUUAUGUCUCCGCUAAGCGCUCAAAUCGUGCUGGCAAUGGCUGCGUACGGAGCUGGAGGAAAAACUGCCACUGAAAUUCGUAAGGCUCUUUCUAUUCCUGAAAAAAAUGAACUUGGCCUGUCUGGUUAUCAAUCUCUCAUUAAAGCGUUAAGGGCUGCUAAAGGAGUUGAAUUACGCCUCGCUAAUAAAAUAUACACAGCGUUACAGUUUGAAAUAAAAUCUGCAUACAAAGAAUUGACCGCUACAAAAUUCUUUUCCGAAAGUCAGCAAGUGGAUUUUGGUAACCCACCAGCUGCGGCUGAGACUGUAAAUGCUUGGUGUGAGGAGCAAACUAACAACCGCAUUACAAAGGUGAUCACUUCAGAUAGCAUCACUAAUGAUACGAGGUUGGUGCUUGUGAAUGCAGUGUACUUCAAAGGCCAAUGGGCGAAAAAAUUCGACGCUACCUUUACUGAGGACAAGCCUUUUCACAUUGACGGAAAAACUACUAAAAUGGUGCCUACAAUGUUCCAAAAGAAUAAGUAUCGUUUUGGAGAAAUUCCAGAACUGAGCGCGCGCUUUAUUGAAAUACCUUACCAGGGUGGAGAGCUCAGCAUGCUCAUAAUUCUACCGCAUGAAAUAAAUGGAUUGAAAACUGUCCAGGACAACCUCCAUCAAGUAAAUCUAGGUCAGGUUUUGGCAGAAUCAUUUCCUACUGAUGUUGAAUUAAGCUUACCAAAGUUUAAAAUCGAAAGUACAUUAGACUUGGAAGAACAUUUGAAAAAGCUGGGAAUGGAAGAUAUGUUUGGGGAUCAAGCGGACUUUUCUGGUAUAACUGACACCCCACUUAAAGUCAGCAAGGUUGUGCAAAAAGCAUUCAUCGAAGUUAAUGAAGAAGGUAGCGAAGCAGCUGCUGUUACAGGAAUGGUGAUGAUGACCCGAUGCAUGGUAUUUUCAGCAGAAAUGAUAGUUAAUCGUCCAUUUGUUUACACGAUCGUAUCUCUGACGAGAGGUGUCGAGGGCGAAGACGAGGCCAUUGUACCAUUGUUUACUGGACAGAUAACCGAUCCAUCACUGUAGGAAAAGUUCAUCUCUAGUGGAUGCUAUACCAGAGUCAGCUUUUGUCUUUUCUAGAAUGUGACAAACCCGAGAACCUUAUCGAGGUACUGUUGGGAAUUGUAUAAAAUCUAUUAGUGUUUCAUCGUAUUUAAGAUUGAGAAAUUGAUGCACAUGUUUUUUUUUUUUAUUUCUUUUAAUAUGCAUAGGAAUAUAAUUUUAAUGUAUACAUUUUUUUUUUUAAUAAAAGUAAAAAUAAUGAUUAACAAUAUUAAUAGAAUAAUUAAAUGAUAUAAUUUCAUUGAUAAACAUAGCUAUUUUCAUUUUGUAUAACUCGAUGGAGUAUUGCACUGCUCUUAAUUAAUUCAGACAUGGCACUUUCAUCGACAAUGAUCAGUCCUCUAGAAACCAUUAUUAUCACUAUGAUUGUAAUCUGUUUCAAAACAGUUGAAAUUAUAAGGUAGAAACAACUAUCAGUUAUAGUAUCAAUAACUAAAUGUCCCAUUUGAUCCGAAAUAACGUGUACAAUACCGAAUCAAUAGCCUAUUUUGGUGCCUUGUAAAAUAUGGCAAUAAUAUUUUUCUAGGUAAUUGUUUAGAUGCUCCGCAGUAUUGCGGAGAAUGGCGCAAUGUCUUAUAAUGGUUAUUCCUAUUUAAUAUAAUAUAAACGAAAUAUGCUAUAAAAUGUAACAAAACUUUUAGCCUCAAUGACUUAACAUAUGAAAAAAUAGAUACGUGAAAAAAAUGAGAGCGCAUAAUAUGGCUUAUUGCAUAAAUACAAUAGAGGACAACUCAGUAUGUUGUACAUAAUUUAUGAUAAAAGAAAUUAAAAUUCCUUAUAAAGA